Messenger RNA from Notothenia coriiceps (black rockcod), 525 nucleotides. RefSeq names its product guanine nucleotide-binding protein G(olf) subunit alpha-like. Gene Ontology annotation, cellular component: cytoplasm; heterotrimeric G-protein complex. Gene Ontology annotation, biological process: sensory perception of chemical stimulus; adenylate cyclase-activating dopamine receptor signaling pathway. Bases 1 to 525 code for a protein of 174 amino acids. The transcript has 5 exons. Gene Ontology annotation, molecular function: GTP binding; G-protein beta/gamma-subunit complex binding; GTPase activity. The record is from RefSeq and is a predicted model, not a curated record. NCBI's taxonomy places the organism in Eukaryota, Metazoa, Chordata, Actinopteri, Perciformes, Nototheniidae.
AUGUUUGAUGUAGGUGGACAGAGGGAUGAACGCAGGAAGUGGAUCCAGUGCUUCAACGAUGUGACAGCCAUCAUCUUUGUGGCGGCGAGCAGCAGCUACAACAUGGUGAUCAGAGAGGACAACUCAACCAAUCGGCUGCGAGAAUCUCUGGACCUCUUCAGAUCCAUCUGGACCAAUAGGUUUUUAAAGACCAUCUCAGUGAUCUUGUUCCUGAACAAACAGGAUGUUCUCGCUGACAAGAUUCUGGCUGGAAAAUCCAAACUGGAGGAUUAUUUCCCCGAGUACACCACCUACCAAGUGCCUCCUGAAUCUGUUCCAGACGCUGAUGAAGACCCGCAAGUUACCAGAGCCAAGUUCUUCAUCAGAGACGAGUUCCUGAGGAUCAGCACCGCCAGUGGAGAUGCAAAACAUUACUGUUAUCCUCACUUCACCUGCGCCAUCGACACUGAGAACAUCCGCCGCGUCUUCAAUGACUGUCGGGACAUCAUCCAGCGCAUGCACCUGCGCCAGUACGAGCUGCUCUGA